Arabis nemorensis is the source of this 729-nucleotide messenger RNA. The record is from the annotation of a GenBank genome assembly. Lineage: Eukaryota; Viridiplantae; Streptophyta; Magnoliopsida; Brassicales; Brassicaceae.
AUGUCUCAUUGUCACUCCAGAGAGGAAAAAGGAAAAUGGAUCCCAUCUAGCUCUAGACCGAGAAGAUGUUCCUCUCUCCGCAUCCCGGAGGGAGACAACUUAUGCCUCAUUAAGGACAACUUGCUGUCAAUUGUGGGGCGUGUAACUAACCCCCUUAUACAACAUCUGAGGACUAUCAUAGACUAUCUCCCACAGCUGUGGAAUGUAGAUUGCAGAGUGGUUGGCCGGGAACUUGGACCCGAAACCUUUCAAUUCAGGUUUGACUCGGAGGAAGCUCUCGAAUCAGUUAUGAGGAAAGGUCCCUACCAUUUCAAGAAGUGGAUGCUCGUUCUCCAACAGUGGGAACCUAUAAUCUCACCAACAUUCCCGUAUCAAAUCACCUUCUGGAUAAAGAUUUGCGGUUUACCUCUACAUUGCUCGUCGGAUCGAGCCAUCAAUACUAUAGGGGAAGAUUUUGGCCUCAUCAGAGGUCGAGAUGAUGCCCAAGACAGGGUUAGGGUACAAAUCAACGGCUUGGAACCCCUAGUGAUGAAUAUGGAAAUCAGAUUACCAAACGGAGAGAUCAAAUCAAUGGAAUUUGAAUAUGAAAACCUGGAAAAGCAUUGUUUCUCAUGCUUCUCUUUAUCUCAUGAUGAGAAAGACUGUCAUCUCACUAAGACAUGGGUAAGGGACCCAAAAGAAGAGACAGACAAACCAGGCUUCUCGAUUGUCAGAAUAAUACGUAUAUAA